CGCACACAUCGUUCUUAUCUCGUCGUCCCGUCUCCAGUUCUCCCCGCGAAGCGAAGGUCUUUGUGGCAGCGAAGGUCUUAGUGGCAUCGACUCGGAAAGGAAGAUGAAAGCCCUCGUGCUCCUCGGGACCGUCUGCGCCUUCCUCGUAACGCCCUCAUGGGGUCUGAGAUGCCAUUCCUGCGCUGAGGCGGACUGCCAGAUGGAAGUGAGCGAACAGAUGCAAGAAAAUUGCGAUAACCUCAUAAUCAUCCCUGGCAAGGAAUUCUAUUGCGGCACCGGCUUCUCUGACGAUUCCAGAGAGAAAGUCGUGAGGAGGAUGUGCAUUCAACACGAACCCGACAACGCAAAUAACUGCUUCUCGAGCUCUCUCAUCCCAGGCGCAGAAUUUUCAUGUCUCUGCUCCGGGGAUUUCUGCAACGAUCACGUGAGCCACCGAGUCACUGGGGUCUCUUCCACCUCGAAGGCGGUCGUCGCCCUCCUCGCCUCCAAUGUCUUCGCUGCGUUCGUCGCGGUUUGAUGUCCCUCCGUUCGUCGCUUUUCCGGUUUGCGGGGUUGAUGAAAGCGAAUUCUGUGAACGUGGGUUUCCUCGACAGUAAAAUUGUCUUGUUUCUAUA
Molecule: messenger RNA, 614 nt
Organism: Darwinula stevensoni
Lineage: Eukaryota; Metazoa; Arthropoda; Ostracoda; Podocopida; Darwinulidae
Source: the annotation of a GenBank genome assembly